AUGGGAAACUGUCUUUCUUCCUCUGAUCAAAAGGAGGCCAAGGAUCGGAGCGUCGCCAUCGACAAGCAGAUCGAAGAGGAUAGCCGCAAAUUCAAGAAGGAGUGCAAAAUCCUUCUUCUUGGUUCGGGAGAGUCAGGCAAAUCGACCAUCGUCAAGCAGAUGAAGAUCAUCCAUCAAAAUGGCUACACCAAGGACGAAUUGUUACUCUAUCGACUCACCGUCAUCAAAAACCUGGUUGAUUCGGCACAAGCCAUGGUUCUGGCUCUGCGAAAGUUCAAGAUGGAGCCCGAGAUGCCCGAGAACCGCGAAAACGUAGAUGCCAUUCUGCAAUACCGUGUCGACGCCGAUCCAGGAGCAACGCUCGAUCACGCCAUGGCGAGAAAGGUCGACUCACUCUGGAAGGAUCCCAUCGUCCCUGCGAUCAUGGAGCGCAGCAGCGAAUUCUACCUUAUGGAUAGUGCCGCCUACUUUUUCGAUAAUGUCAACCGCAUUGGCCAGUCCGACUACGUGCCCAACGAGAACGACGUUCUUCGUGCACGAUCCAAAACCACUGGUAUUAGCGAGACUCGGUUCAAUAUGGGACAGCUUUCAAUACAUCUCUUUGACGUAGGAGGACAGCGUUCGGAACGUAAAAAGUGGAUCCACUGCUUUGAAGCGGUGACGUCGAUCAUCUUUUGCGUGGCGCUGAGCGAGUACGACCAGGUGCUGUUGGAGGAAAGCGGCCAAAACCGUAUGGCCGAGUCGCUCGUUCUAUUUGAAUCGGUAGUCAACAGUCGUUGGUUCCUGCGCACCUCCGUCAUCCUCUUUCUCAACAAGAUUGACAUUUUCAAGCAAAAGAUUCCAAAACAGCCGCUAUCGAAAUACUUUCCAGAGUACAGCGGCGGGCCGGACAUCAAUAAGGCGGCCAAAUACAUUCUUUGGCGUUUUACACAGACCAAUCGAGCACGUUUGAGCAUCUACCCACAUCUCACGCAGGCCACGGACACGAGUAAUAUUCGCCUCGUCUUUGCAGCGGUCAAAGAGACGAUUCUCACCAACGCGCUCAAGGACAGCGGCAUCUUGUAG
Messenger RNA from Mycosarcoma maydis (corn smut), 1065 nucleotides. Its product is annotated as guanine nucleotide-binding protein subunit alpha-3. The transcript has a single exon. Gene Ontology annotation, cellular component: heterotrimeric G-protein complex. Gene Ontology annotation, molecular function: G protein-coupled receptor binding; GTP binding; G-protein beta/gamma-subunit complex binding. Lineage: Eukaryota; Fungi; Basidiomycota; Ustilaginomycetes; Ustilaginales. Bases 1 to 1065 code for a protein of 354 amino acids. The record is from RefSeq and is a predicted model, not a curated record. Gene Ontology annotation, biological process: adenylate cyclase-activating G protein-coupled receptor signaling pathway.